AAUAGUUAUCACUGACGAAACAUAUGUCUGUAUUUUCUUGUUUCGUCUUGGUCUUGCGAACCAUGUCUUAAACUCUGAAGCAACAAUUUAAUAUAAUUGGACGCUUUGUCUAUAUGUGGUCAUUUUUAAGCAUGCCGUGUAUUUGAAAAGAUUUUGCAAUCAAAAGUGAUAUCUACUGACGUAUUCAGCACAUAAGCGAUUGAUAAUCGUAUUUUGGGUAAAAAAAAAAAAAUAGAAAUUUUUCAAAUUUCAAAAAUUCAAUUGAUUUCUCCCGUUUAUGUUUAAAAAAAAUGUAAAUAGUAUAAUAUUAAUAUAAUCAUAACAUUCAAUUAGUACUUAUUUAUUCAACUCAUAAUUUAGUGUAACAAAAGUUCUGCCAUCAAUUCAUGUUAACUGAAAACACAAGGCCAUCAACAACUUCAUACAAGGUAUAGUUUAUUUUACCAUUUUUAUUUCAUAGUAAUAGUCAUGGCCAAGUGGUUGGAUUCAGACGAUCUACUUCCAUACGACAACCAAGUUGGAGGUCAUAAAUUUACUAAAGAAAAACCAUUGUUAGGUUUAUUGAAACAUAAAGAAGGUUACAUAUUGAAAUCAGUAGAAGGUGGUACCAAAGGAAAGAAUGAAGUACGAUUUUAUGAAGAAUUAUUAAAAAAUGAAAGCCUAAUUAAUCUCAGAAAGUUAGUUCCAUUAUAUUAUGGUACUGUUGCUGUUCAAAUAAAUUCUUUAGACAUGACAUUCAUUGUUUUGGAUGAUAUUACCACGGGCAUGAAAAAACCGUGUGUUAUGGAUGUAAAAAUUGGUUCACAGACGUGGGAACCAGGAUGUUCAGAAAAAAAAAAAAAUGAUGAAAAUGCCAAAUAUACAGAAUGUAAAGAGCAAUGGAGUUUUUGUAUACCAGGUUUUCAAGUGUAUGAUUUAUUAAAUUCCAAUGUGGUACAGCCACAGAAAUAUGAUAAGGAAUUUGGAAAAAGUUUAGAUCCAGGAAAAGUUAUCUCUGUGUUCGAGACAUUUUUAAACUUUAACAGCGGAUAUCUAGGUCUAGAAAAACUAGUUCAAAGCUUUACAGCCCAAUUGGAUCACAUAAGACGAUACUUCCAAACUCAAAAACAUUACCAUUUUUAUUCUAGUUCGGUUCUGUUAGCAUAUGAUGCAGAAACAUUAAAAAAUGACAAAAGCACUUAUCCUUUGAUAAGAGUUUCAUUAAUAGAUUUUGCACAUGUAACUCCAGCUGAUGGUAAAAUUGAUUUAAACUAUUUACAAGGUAUUACUAAUUUAUGGACAUUGUUCCGAACACAAUUGUUACACAACAAUUAAUAUGAAUCUCUUCUUCAAUUGUUGGUGCCCAAUACUUAUUAAAUUAAUAUUUUUUUAGUUUUAAUGUUUAGCUUUACUUAUCUUACUUUGUUCAUUAUUCUUAUUGUUUAUUAAUUUUGUCGACAACCAAAAUUAAAAAUAAAUUAUAUUUUAUUUUACAUCUAAAACCCAUACACUAUCAUACAAUAGUAAUUUUACUUUCUUUUCUAAUAGUGUAUUUAUAUAAGAUAAAAUGUAUAAAUUUAAAUAAAAUUUGUGUACCUUAAUAUAUAUUAAUUCUGAAAUGUUUAAUUUAAUUAAUUUUGAUUUAAUUAUCAAAUUAAUUUGAUGGAAGUUCUAUUAACAGUUGAUUGAUGAAUUAUAAAGGUUAAUAUUGUUUUGUGUUAUUAUGAAUUAAUAUUAAAUUUAUUUAUUUUUAAAACUGUGAUCUUGUAGCCAAUUUUAAACAUUCAUAAUUAAUAAUAAAGGUAAUAUAUAUAAUGAAAAGUUAAAACGAAAACUUUAAUUGUAAAUAUUACAUUGUAUAUAACAAUAUUUUAACAUUUUAUUUUGUUAUUCAUAAUUAUAUUUUACAUAAUUAUUAUGUGUUCAAGAUUUAUUUUUACUUGUUUUAAUUUGAAAUCAUAUUAUUUAAACUUUGUAAGAGUAAAAGUUGAAAUAUAUAAUACAAAAAUUAA
Messenger RNA from Rhopalosiphum padi (bird cherry-oat aphid), 1991 nucleotides. RefSeq lists its product as uncharacterized. The coding region runs from base 469 to 1314 and encodes 281 amino acids. Gene Ontology annotation, cellular component: nucleus; cytoplasm. The transcript is spliced from 6 exons. Gene Ontology annotation, biological process: inositol phosphate biosynthetic process. Gene Ontology annotation, molecular function: inositol-1,4,5-trisphosphate 3-kinase activity; inositol tetrakisphosphate kinase activity. Lineage: Eukaryota; Metazoa; Arthropoda; Insecta; Hemiptera; Aphididae. The record is from RefSeq and is a predicted model, not a curated record.